This is a messenger RNA of Tarenaya hassleriana, 735 nucleotides long. RefSeq names its product 40S ribosomal protein S16-1-like. The transcript has a single exon. Gene Ontology annotation, cellular component: ribosome; cytosolic small ribosomal subunit. The coding region runs from base 85 to 525 and encodes 146 amino acids. Gene Ontology annotation, molecular function: structural constituent of ribosome; RNA binding. Gene Ontology annotation, biological process: maturation of SSU-rRNA from tricistronic rRNA transcript (SSU-rRNA, 5.8S rRNA, LSU-rRNA); translation. Lineage: Eukaryota; Viridiplantae; Streptophyta; Magnoliopsida; Brassicales; Cleomaceae. The record is from RefSeq and is a predicted model, not a curated record.
UUGGUUCUCUUGUUCCAGUUUUAGGGUUUUUGCUGUUUUUGUCUCGCUUUCUCUACCUCUGCAGAAGAACGUCAAACCCUAACCAUGGCGGCGCAACCAGCGGUGGAAUCCGUCCAAUGCUUCGGACGGAAGAAGACGGCGGUGGCAGUGACAUACUGCAAGCGUGGCUCCGGCCUUAUCAAGAUCAAUGGUUGUCCGAUCGAGCUUAUCCAACCGGAGAUUCUCCGUUUCAAGGUCUUCGAGCCGAUCCUCCUCCUUGGACGACACCGUUUCGCCGGAGUCGACAUGAGGAUCCGCGUCAAAGGUGGUGGUCACACCUCGCAGAUCUACGCGAUCAGACAGAGCAUCGCCAAGGCUUUGGUGGCGUUUUACCAGAAAUAUGUGGAUGAGCAGUCGAAGAAGGAGAUUAAGGACAUCCUCGUGAGGUACGACAGGACAUUGCUUGUUGCUGAUCCUAGGCGGUGUGAGCCCAAGAAGUUCGGUGGUCGUGGUGCUCGUGCCAGAUUCCAGAAGAGUUACCGUUGAAAACAAAAAAGGUUCUGUGUUUUAUUUUGGAUAUUUGGUACUUAUUUUCUAUGCUUACCAGUAUGUUUUAAGAUCUUGUCUACUUAAAGUUCGAGACUUGGAUGGUUGCUUUUGGGUUAUCUAAGACUUUUUUUUUCUUUGGAUGCUAUAAUCUUAGCUUGAGUUUCGAAUUUGUGGUUCCAGUGAUAAUUAUGGUUCUUGGCUGUUCUA